This is a messenger RNA of Microthlaspi erraticum, 1581 nucleotides long. The record is from the annotation of a GenBank genome assembly. Lineage: Eukaryota; Viridiplantae; Streptophyta; Magnoliopsida; Brassicales; Brassicaceae.
AUGGAAGACGAGAAGAAGAAGAAGAGAAACAAGAAGAAGAAGAACAAGCAGAAUGCUAACAAACGUGCAGACGACGCUAUAGCUACCGGAGUCGCGACCUCGGAGGAUGGGAAUCACACCGGAGACGGUGACAUUUCUCAGAUUAGCCAAGUCCCGGAUGGCAAUGAGUUGCAACCAAUCAAUGUCGUCGAAACGGUAGAUGAAUCUGUUGUUGAGAACAAGUCCUCCCAGACCAGUGAGGUGUUGCUGGAAGAAAAAAUCAAACAGUUGCGUGAUGAAAAUGGAUCUUACCUUCAGAAAGAGGCUGGUUUUGAAGAAACUAUUAAACGCUUGGAAACUGAGAAUGGAGCUCACGUACAGAAAGAGGCACUGUUAGAAGAAAGGAUUGUGCAUUUGAGAACAGAGAAUGAAUCCUACAUACAGAACGAGGCACUGUUUGAAGAAAAGCUCGUCCAUCUGAGAUCUGAGAAUGAAGCUCACAUACAAAAUGAGGCACUAUUAGAAGAAAAGCUCUUGCAAUUGAGAACAGAGAAUGAAUCCCACAUACAAAAUGAGGCACUGUUAGAAGAAAAGCUCUUGCAUUUGAGAACUGAGAAUGAAGCUCACAAACAAAACGAGGCACUAUUCGAAGAAAAGCUCUUGCAUCUGAGAACAGCGAAUGAACCCCACAUACAAAAUGAGGCACUGUUAGAAGAAAAGCUCUUGCAUUUGAGAACUGAGAAUGAAGCUCACAAACAAAAUGAGGAAAAGUUGGAGGAAAGACUUGUGCAAUAUAAAACAAAGAACGAUGUGCUUGUUCAUGAAAUGUCUAUUACGGAAGUCAAAAUGAGAGAAUUGCUUGAUGAAAGAUCUACCUUCACUCAGAACGAGGCAAGUCUAGAAAAUAAAGUUCGGCAACUUCAACAUGAUGAAGAAUCCGCUGUGGCUGUGGAGAAGUUAUCCAGAGAAAUGAUUUCUAGCCUGAACAAUGAAAUUGCAACUCUUCGAGCACAGGUUAUGGAGUUGGAAGCAUCUAGGAGUAAUCUUCUGGAGCAGAACCAGAGUCUUGCGGAAACUGUAUCCAAUCACCAAGUCCAGCAUGAAAACCAUGAGAGCAAGGCAAAGGGUGCUUCUGAGGAAGAACUAAACUCACAGAUCGACGCAGCUUGUACUCUAGUUGAAAAGCUUAUCACUGAAAAUGCUGAACUUGUUGAGAAGGUGAAUGAGUUGUGUAUUCAGCUAAACCAAUCGCAGCGUGCUUUGGCUUCACCCCCUGAGAGCCUAGCAAUUGAAGUACAGAAGUCUGAAUCCUUAGAAGAUAUACCCAUACACGACGAGUUGACUAGAAUUGAUAACUCUAGGGGCAUGGAUGCUACAUUGGUAGAAGGAAACUUGUCAGAAGGCGAAUCAGAAGGAACAAUGCCGGUUUCUGUAUUUCCAAAUGGGGAAAUAGAUGUGGAAUCACAGGUUGUGGUAUCUGGAGAAGACGAAGUAAGAGCUGGUGUGCCUCUCGUGGACGCUCCACUGAUCGGUGCUCCGUUCAGGCUAGUCUCGUUUGUAGCAAGAUACGUGAGUGGUGCAGAUUUGGCAGAAAAGAAAUAG